CCACACCGUAGUAUGAGUCAUCUUUCGAGUAUUAUGUGAUCAGCCAAGUGCAUGGUAAGAAAUAUGUAGAUGGCUAUUGUAUAAGAGCCACCCAGCGUCCAGUCUCAAGGACGAAGAUCCAACAGUAGCAGCAACCUAGAUCGCAGUCACUCCAGCAUCAUGUCAUCCCAAGCCCAGAACGAUCUCGCAAAGCACUUCCGCUCUCUCCACGUACCCGGCAAUCCACUCGUCUUGACCAAUGUAUGGGACGCCAUCACCGCUUCUUCCAUCGCAGCCCUUCCCCAGACCAAAGCCCUCGCAACAGCAUCCUUCGCCAUCGCUGCAGCCGCCGAUCUUGCUGACGACGAUCUGACUCUCGAAGAGAAUCUCCGCGCCGUCGGAGUAAUCGCCAAAAUCGCAGCUAAGCACAACCUACCCCUAACCGUCGACUUCCAAGAUGGCUUUGGUGAUGAAUUGGAGGAGGGUGUGCGCCAAGUUAUCAAACUGGGAGCCGUAGGCAUCAAUUUGGAGGAUUAUGGACGCAAGGUUGGAGGGCUGUACAGCAUUGGACAGCAAUGCGACAGGAUCAAGAAAGUCAUCGCUGUAGCGGAAGAACAGGGCGUUCCGGACUUCGUAGUCAAUGCGCGCACAGAUGCGCUUUUUGCGGGUCGCGAUGUUGAUGAAGCGAUUGAGCGUGGCAAGGCGUAUCUUGCGACUGGAGCCUACAAUGUAUUCAUCUGGGGUGGGCCGACGAGGCAUGGGUGGAAGAAGGAGGAGGUGGAGAAGGCAAGUAGGGCACUUGGUGGGCGGUUGAACGUUAUCCUUGUCAGAGGGAAGACUGGAGGUUUGAGUGUCAAGGAGAUCGGUGAGCUGGGUGUGGCAAGAAUCAGUAUUGGCCCAGCGUUAAUGAGAUGGAGCAUUGAGCAGAUUGGGCAGGAGGCGGGGAGGAUUCUGGAGGGGAAGGGGGUGGGUGAGGUGUGA
Molecule: messenger RNA, 960 nt
Organism: Macroventuria anomochaeta
Lineage: Eukaryota; Fungi; Ascomycota; Dothideomycetes; Pleosporales; Didymellaceae
Product: PEP phosphonomutase-like protein
Exons: 1
Coding region: 160-960 (266 amino acids)
Molecular function (GO): catalytic activity
Source: RefSeq, a predicted model, not a curated record